This is a messenger RNA of Brienomyrus brachyistius, 1447 nucleotides long. RefSeq names its product nicotinamide/nicotinic acid mononucleotide adenylyltransferase 1-like. Bases 1 to 978 code for a protein of 325 amino acids. Gene Ontology annotation, biological process: NAD+ biosynthetic process. Gene Ontology annotation, molecular function: nicotinamide-nucleotide adenylyltransferase activity; nicotinate-nucleotide adenylyltransferase activity. The transcript is spliced from 6 exons. The record is from RefSeq and is a predicted model, not a curated record. NCBI's taxonomy places the organism in Eukaryota, Metazoa, Chordata, Actinopteri, Osteoglossiformes, Mormyridae.
AUGGAAUUUGACGAGCCGCGGUUGACGCUGCUGUUUGACGCUGACGUGCUGGACUCUUUCGGGGAGCCUGGGCUGUGGAAGCCCCAGGACACCGUGGAGAUCAUCAGCAGCUACAGACUGGUACCGAAGAAAUCAAAGGUGGUGCUGCUGUCUUGUGGGUCUUUCAACCCAGUGACAAAUAUGCACCUGCGCAUGUUUGAACUGGCAAGAGAUCACCUGGAGGACACGGGACGGUAUGAAGUGGUGAAGGGGAUCCUGUCACCAGUGGGCGAUGGCUACAAGAAGAUAGGCCUGAUCGAGGCCAGCCAUCGGGUGGAAAUGGCCAAGCUGGCGGUAGAGAGCUCCAGCUGGAUUGAGGUGGACAGCUGGGAGAGCAGGCAGGCCGACUGGCAAGAGACAGUCAAAGUGCUACGGCAUCAACAACAGGAACUGCUCUCCCAGGAACCGGACACUGAUGUGGUAGGCACUGCAAAACCUGGCAGGAAAAGAAAACGCAUGGAUGCCAGCAGUGCCACCAAGAGGAGGAAGCUCGAAGAGCCUGAUAUUGCACCUAAAAAAACAGUUUCCGCUGCCUCCUCAGGUGAGCCGCGCGUGAUGCUACUCUGCGGUGCUGAUGUGCUGGAAUCAUUCGGUGUGCCGGGGCUGUGGAAGCCUCAGCACAUCGAGGAGAUUGCCAGCACAUUUGGACUGGUGUGCAUCACCCGCGGCGGAUCGGAUGCGGAAGCCUUCAUACAGGGCUCCGACCUCCUCUUGCCACACCGCAGCAACAUCCACGUGGUGCAGGAGUGGGUGGCCAACGAUGUGUCGGCCACUCGCAUCCGCCACGGGCUGCGGUGUGGCCACAGUGUCCGCUACCUUCUGCCCGACCCGGUGCUCGGCUACAUUCAGGAGCGGCAGCUGUACAAUGCGGAGAGUGAGCAGAGGAACGAAGGGGUUGUGCUGGCUCCUCUCCAGAAAUGUGCAAGAACGCAGGAGUAAGCACAACCCCCCUCUGCCACUCUGCCCUCCUGUAGCCUCGUCAACUUGCCAUUUCCAUCUUCCCAUUGGUUUGGAAUCCCCUUAAUGCAUCACCAAGAGGAGGAAGCUUGAGGAGGCAGAGAUUGCACCCAAGGGGCCACCUCAAAAAACAGGUAUCAAUCAAAACUUCCCCUUGCACAGUCCCCUUGUUUCCUUCUAUCCAUCUUCAGCCCACUUAUCCUGGCCUGGGACUGGUAUCCCAUCCUGGAUAUGCUCCUCUUUGCACCCUCUGCUGCCUGAAAUAGGACCCCCCCCCCCACCGAUACCAUGACUUUACGGUGGGGAUUAGUGGUUUGUAAAGAUGGAAUUUGGUGGACACCGGUGGUCAGAGAUGCUGUCAAGCUGAAGAAGGAGUCCUAUUGGGCCUUUCUGGCCUGUGGGACUCCGGAGGCAGCUGAUGAUUACCAGCGGGCCGAGCGGGACGCGGCUU